Molecule: messenger RNA, 1185 nt
Organism: Drepanopeziza brunnea f. sp. 'multigermtubi' MB_m1
Lineage: Eukaryota; Fungi; Ascomycota; Leotiomycetes; Helotiales; Drepanopezizaceae
Molecular function (GO): protein binding
Source: RefSeq, a predicted model, not a curated record
AUGGCAAAGACAAAACCCAAGAAUAAGCAGUCGAAAGAAGACAGAAAAGCCGCUCAAAAACGCACAUCCGGUAGAAGUAACGCUCCAAAAGCAAACAUGGCCGUUUCAACAGCCGAUCUCCUAGCACAAGCUGCGGCACUCUUGCAGAAUGGAGACAUCGAGGGGUCCGUCAAGCCUGCGAAGAAAGCUUUGAAGUCGCUAAAUGUCGAGUCGCCAGAAGCCUUACCUGCGCUCAACUUACUAGGAGAAAUACACGUCGAGUUGGGAGAUAUCGACUCGGCGCGCCAAUACUUCCAACAAGCCGCCGCCAUUGAUGAGGAUGGCUCGGUUCCAGAAGAGCUUGGUGGAGGCGCAGAGAAAUUUCUUUGGCUGGCGCAGCUGAGCGAGGAAGGGGGGCAAGACAGCGUCGACUGGUUUGAGAAAGGGGCUAUGAGCUUGCGGGUACAAAUUGACGCCCUGCUCGCAAGCGGAAAGUUGGAUGCGGAAGGCGAAGCUGCGAUGGCGGAGAAGACGAGGAAGCUUGCUGUGGCGCUUUGUGGUGUUGUGGAGGUGUAUAUGACGGAUCUGAGCUGGGAAGAGGAUGCCGAGCACAAGUGUGAAACCCUCGUCACGGAGGCUACGUUGGUUGCUCCGCAGUUUGCAGAGCCAUUGCAGACGUUGGCAAAUGUCAGGAUUUCUCAAUCACGUUUGGAGGAUGCGAAAGCGGCGCUGAAGAGGAGUCUGGAUCUGUGGAAGGAUUUACCGCCUGGUGAUACGGUUGUACCGGACUUUCCUACCCGGGUCAGUCUUGCUAGGUUGCUUAUGGAGGCAGAUAUGGAAGUCGAGGCUAUCGAUGUUCUGGAGCGACUGGUCGGAGAAGAUGAUAGCAGUGUUGAGGUUUGGUACCUGGGCGGCUGGGGACUGUACAUUCUGGGUGAGAAGCAGAAGAAUGGUGAAGUCAAGGUGGAGAAUGGCGAUGGAGAGAGCUGGAGAGUCUCAUGGAUAUCGAGUCGGCAGUGGCUUGACCAGAGUCUCCGUCUUUAUAAGCAGCAAGACUAUGAAGAUGAAAGACUUGGAGAACACGCCGAAGAGCUCCAAGCUCUCAUCAACAAGGAGCUUGGAGGAGUGUCUGCCGAGGAGGAGGAAGAGGGUGACAUUUGGGAAGAUGAGGGGUCUGAAGAGGAUAAAGAGAUGAUAGGAGCCUAA